Molecule: messenger RNA, 1229 nt
Organism: Cephus cinctus (wheat stem sawfly)
Lineage: Eukaryota; Metazoa; Arthropoda; Insecta; Hymenoptera; Cephidae
Product: aquaporin-like
Exons: 4
Coding region: 37-912 (291 amino acids)
Biological process (GO): transmembrane transport
Cellular component (GO): plasma membrane
Molecular function (GO): water channel activity
Source: RefSeq, a predicted model, not a curated record
UGGCAUCAAUGUUUUUGUCCAACAGUCUAUUUAAUAAUGGAGUCUGAUCAGCACAAUCGUGCCAGGCAAGAGGAAGUUAAUGGUAGCAUGUUUUAUGCGCUCUUAAGUGAAUUUGUCGGAUGCGUCGCCAUUAAUCUGUUUGGUUGUGCAAGUGCCAUUCAAUUGAUGCCCGUCCUGACUGUAACUGUCCUCUCCAUGGCAUUAACGUUUGGCCUCAUCUAUAUCGUCUGCACGGUUAUGUUUCGUAAGAUAUCCGGAGCACGUUUUAAUCCAGCAAUAACAAUGGGCAUGAUGGUGAUCAACAAAAUGAAAUUGUUUCGAGGUGUGUUUUAUAUUGGCGCUCAACUUAUUGGUUCCUGCGUAGGCAGUCUGAUCCUUUAUUGCAUCGCCCCGAUUGAUGAAAGUCAACAAUUCUUUCAUCGUAACUAUAGUCUAGGUGUCACGGUACCUGUGGAGAGUAUAACACACGUACAAGCUAUGCUGGUGGAGCUUAUACCAACAUUUAUUCUAAUGCUUACUAUUCUAACCACUAUGGAGACUAAUAGCACAGCUGUUCAGCAACUUGCACCAUUUGCCAUUGGGUUGGUAUUCAUUGCCGGUAUUUGUGCCUUUGCACAGUUCACAGGUGGAUCAUUUAAUCCAGCAAGAAGCUUCGGAGCUGCUUUGUUAGCAGAUUAUUGGGCUGGUCAUUGGGUAUAUUGGGCAGGUCCUAUCCUUGGCGCUAUCCUCGCAGCCCUCCUAUUCAAGGCCGCAUUUGAAAACAAUCUCAGGGACCAUGAGGAAUUGGGAUAUGAAGAAGAUUUCCUUGAGCAUGAGGUAGUUGAUGAAGAGAGUCAAGGACCAGUAAUACCAAAAGUUGAUAAGGCAGUUCAGGCUAAAACGACAGUGGAACCUGGUCGUUCUACCAACUAAGGGCGUGUUCCAAAAUCUACUCUUGUAAAAAGAGUCUCGGUCUGUCAAUGUUUAACAACAUGCGUUCGACGGUACAACAGUAAUGUUUUGGAACAUUAAGGUAGUGAUAUUUGGAACCUUAAGAUGAUGAUUAUUCAUUCAAAUCGGAUGUGAAACAUAAUGAUUAUUCUAUACAUUAUUAACUAAAUUGGGUACACAGAUACAAGAUAAAUGCAGUGGUUAACAUCCUUCAAUAAUUUUAGAUUUAGUUUAUAUAUAUUUUUUUUGGGCGUUCAUAAUGUGCACAUUUGUAAAUAAAAAUAAUAUUAAUUCUGUUA